Molecule: messenger RNA, 792 nt
Organism: Mycena indigotica
Lineage: Eukaryota; Fungi; Basidiomycota; Agaricomycetes; Agaricales; Mycenaceae
Exons: 5
Coding region: 1-792 (263 amino acids)
Molecular function (GO): DNA binding, bending
Source: RefSeq, a predicted model, not a curated record
AUGCAAUUUUUGCGUCUGUUCGCGAGAACAGCGCCUGUGGUCGCUCCCCGUCGCUUUGUCGGGCUCGCCCAGCUUUCCCGCCCUCUUCUUUCUCUACCAACACGUAACUUUACAUCCACCACGCGACUGGCUCUCCCUGCUGCCAAGAAAGCAUCCACCACGAAGGGGCGUGUCGCAAAGGCCAAAACCACAACCAAACCAAAGGCCAAAGCCAAACCGAAGGCCAAAGCCAAGGCAAAACCCAAGUCCGCUGGUAGACCAAAGAAGAAAGUACCCGCGCCAAAAUCCACCCGCAUCAAGAAAUCUCAGGGUCCACCUCCGUUGGGAGCAUCCGCGUACAUUCUUUUCUUCUCAGACCUCUAUCCCUCACUGCAUGGUCUGUCCACGACUGAACGCGCCAAAGUCGGUUCUACAAAGUGGCGAGAAUUAACUGAGACCGAGAAAGAGGUUUGGAAGCAACGGGCAGUUGAAGCCAGAGCGAAAGCCCACGCUGCUCGAGAGAAAUGGUUCAGAGAAGCGGAACCCGGCUUCCUCCGCCGCCUCAAUACCCAGCGCAAAGCCCAACAUCGACGACGAAUUAUAGACCACAACAGGACGAAGAGACCCCUGCUGUCGUCCUAUCUGAUUUUCAGCAAAGAGUAUCGUGACACACACUCUCACCCUGGUCUUGCGUCGUCCGAAAUCACCAAGAUAGCUGCAGCUGAAUGGAGAGCGCUCGACUCGGCAGCCAAAAAAGUCUACCAAGCCAAAGCUGAAAAAGCUCGAGCGGCAUGGGCAGCAAGCGAUAAUUGA